Molecule: messenger RNA, 672 nt
Organism: Cyphellophora attinorum
Lineage: Eukaryota; Fungi; Ascomycota; Eurotiomycetes; Chaetothyriales; Cyphellophoraceae
Exons: 2
Coding region: 1-672 (223 amino acids)
Source: RefSeq, a predicted model, not a curated record
AUGCGUCUCUGCUACCUGAAUGAGCGAUUCGACCCAGAGGCGUCCAGUCUACUGAGCAAUUGGCACGAUUGGUGCGACGGAUACAUCACGUAUACGCCAACCUCGCCCAUCCUCAGCCACGUAACAACAACCUACCCGACCUUCGUAGGCAGUGAUGGAGAUCCGCUUUGCAAAGACUUCACAACAUCAUGCGCUAUUUGGUCGGCUUCAGAAGCAAGCUGCCUGGCACUGGAUCCCUCAGCUACGGCAGCAUCUUUCUUGGAUUGUGCAUGUCGAGCCGAGCUGCUCUCCUUGGCCUCAGUCUGCCUCUAUGAUGCCUCAGUGACCUGCUUUGGUCUCAGCGCCACCCUUGCGGACCUACCACUGUGGAGCAUAUGCAAGACCACCUUCGGAGUAGCGGAAUCUCAGGCUACGACAACUGGCUCGGUCGUCACGAGCAGCAUCUCAUCCGUCAAUUCAGGUGGCACGUCAUCCAACUCGAUCGAUGCCCAGCCACAACCAACACGAAGCUCGAGCACCGCAUUCGCGACUGGCGCGGCCUCGUCGACUGUGAGUCUGCCCAAUUCGGCUGCAGCAAUGGUGGGUUGGGCGAACGAGAUUUGGCACGGCUACUCCAUGACAGGCGUAGCGCGAGCUUUGCUUUUGUCGGUAGUCGCUUUUGUGGCAUUAUAA